AUGCACGCAUCGUCACCCAUGGUCAAUGCGGCCGACGUCGCGCAGGAUAUACCGGACAGCUCCGCAUCCCUCCACCACCCAUCGAAGUCCAGCAACCUCAGCCAGACCGACCCUCCCGUAGAAAAAACACAACUCGCCAUCGUAACCCCAGAAGUCGGACCAACCCUCAACCUCCAACUCCGCCGCAUCCCCGUACAACCCCCUAAACCCGGCGACGUCGUCGUCCAAAUCGCCUGGACCGGCCUCUGCCGCUCCGACGCCUGCUUCUCCACCGGCCCCGAACCGGGCUUCCCCACCACCAACCACACCGCCGGCCACGAGGGCAUCGGGCACGUCGUCCAGGCCCUCGACCCGGCCCUACUCGGCCGCCCCGUCGCCACGCGCUACCUCGCCUCGACGUGCGGCGCCUGCGCCUACUGCCUCCGCGGUGUCCCUGAAUCUUGCGCCGCACAGACGAAUUUCCCGAAGCACCACAGCGGCGCGUUUAAGCAGUUCGUCAUCGCGCCGUGGGACGCGCUGCUGCCGCUCCCGCAUCACCUUGUGGGCAUGAUGGCGAGGAGGGUGUUCGGGGCGAAGGUGGUGGGUGUGGAUUGGGGGUGGAAGGGGGAGGGCACGGCGGGGGAGGAGCUGGCGCGCGUGGGGGCGUUUGAUGUGUUUGUUCCUGCUGCUGCUGCGGCGCGCGAGGAGGAGGAGAGAAGAUCGGCGGAGGAUGUGAAGAGGCGUGUUCGGGAGGCUUGCGCGGAGAUGCGGGGAUCGAUGGUGUCUGGUGUGGGUUUGGCGGAUGCUGUCGUCGUUGCGGCUAGUUCUACGGCUGCGUAUGAUGACCUGACGAGUUACGUUUGUGAUGGAGGUUGCAUCACAUGUGUUGGAGCUACACUUGGCAAUGGCCAGAUUUCAGUUUCGAUUAAGGAGCUAGUAGAGCGGCAGCUGAUAAUUCAGGGAAACCUCAUGGGUGGCGCCGAAGAAACUUACCAAGUCAUGGAAUACAUCAGGCAAGGGGUAGUGACGCCGCUUGUCACUGAGAUUGAGCUGGAAGAUAUACCUGAGUAUAUGCAAAAGCUCACCGAUUGCAAGACCGUUGGAAAGACUGUGGCAAAGAUUUGUGGAUAA
This is a messenger RNA of Lasiodiplodia theobromae, 1110 nucleotides long. RefSeq lists its product as uncharacterized. The record is from RefSeq and is a predicted model, not a curated record. The coding region runs from base 1 to 1110 and encodes 369 amino acids. The transcript is spliced from 4 exons. NCBI's taxonomy places the organism in Eukaryota, Fungi, Ascomycota, Dothideomycetes, Botryosphaeriales, Botryosphaeriaceae.